CGUGGUUUCUUCUCAGAGACUGCUUCACAUUUUUCUACACUUGUUUGGUAAGUUGAAAACCUCACACCAGCAUGCAGAGGACCGUGCACGCGCCCCUGCAGUUUUAUGAGAAGGUGGGCAGAGUGAUGAACUCAGACCAGGAAAGGCCGUAUGUGUGCAACGCUCCUGGUUGUUCUCAGCGGUUCCCCACGGAGGACCAUCUGAUGAUACAUAGACACAAACAUGAGAUGACCCUUAAGUUCCCCUCCAUAAAGAACGACAACAUGUUAUCAGACCAGACGCCCACGCCAACACGCUUCUUGAAGAACUGUGAGGAGGUGGGAUUGUUCAGUGAGCUGGACUGCUCCAUUGAGCAGGAGUUUUGCAAGGCACAGGAAGAAGAGGACAGUAAACAGACCAUCUCGCUGCACGGUCAGUCAGGCCAGCACCAGCAGUCCCACUCACGGAUGGGCAACCAUGACACCAGCAUCGUGAUCCAGCAGGCCCUGCCCUCCCCUCAGUCCAGCUCCGUCAUCACUCAGGCUCCAUCCACCAACAGACAGAUAGGGCCUGUCCCUGGCUCUCUGUCCUCAUUGCUGCACCUACGAAACAGACAGAGACAGCCUCUGCCUGCCUCUAUGCCGGGAACUCUGCCAGACCCCACCAUGCCGGGCUCCUCCGCCGUGCUGAUGCCUAUGGAGGCACAAAUGUCUAUGGGCUCCAAUAUGAUGGGUAUGCAAGGACCCGCCCACAACAACUCCUGCUCUUCCGCUCACAUUCCCUCCAUGCACUCAGAAGCCAAACUGAGACUGAAGGCUGCACUUUCACACCACCCGGGUCCCAUCGCCAACGGAAACAUGAACUCCAUGGGCCACAUGAUGGAGAUGAUGUCCUCGCGGCAGGAGCAAAACGCCCACCAUCACAUGCAGUCACACCCACACCAGCACCUGCAAGCCCCUCCCCACGCGUACCAGCACCACGGACACCACCACCACAGCCAGGGCCACGGACAGGGUGGACACCACCACCAACAGGGACACAACCCCCAUCACAACUCCCACAAUCCCCAUCUUCAUCCCGGGCACCCACACCAGACCUCACCGCACAAUCCGAUGCACUCUGCUUCACAUAUGUCACCUGCCACCCAGCAGAUGCAUCCCUCGCAGACAAUGCAUUCUCCGCCACAAAGCGGAGGGCGGCGCAGGCGGGUAGUGGACGAGGACCCAGACGAACGUCGGCGGAAGUUUCUGGAGCGGAACAGAGCAGCAGCAACAAGAUGCAGACAGAAGAGAAAAGUGUGGGUGGUUUCAUUAGAGAAGAAAGCAGAAGAACUCACACAGACCAACAUGCAGCUUCAGAAUGAAGUGACCAUGCUAAAGAACGAGGUGACCCAACUCAAGCAGCUUCUCCUCACACACAAGGACUGUCCCAUCACCACUAUGCAGAAAGAUUCCCAAGGUUACCUCAGUCCAGACAGCAGUCCGGGGGGGAGUCCAGCUCCAGCGUGCUCCCAGCAGCAGGUCAUCCAGCACAACACCAUCACCACCUCCACCAUAACUGUAGGGGGCAGCAGUGUGCACGGGCAAACAAAUCACCGCACAGACAUUAACCCCAUCCACUAGGGACAAGACAGACUAUAAACCCGGCCCAAACUCCCCCUACUCCCCUGCUUUCUGAGGGGGACCAGCUGCAAAUGCUGAACCCUCCAUCUCCCUCCAUCAAGAAAAACCUCAAAGGCCUGUGAGGCUGUUCUUUAUACAGUAGCUGCAGUAUGUAUUUUUAUAGACCCACCCUAUUAACGCAUACAUGUUCAACGGUUUGUUGCUUCUUUUUUUACUCUCUCUUUUUGUUGUGCUUUUAGCAAAAAGGAUGUUUUGCUAAUCCCAUGCAGUGUUUGACUUCUCUGUUGUGUAAUGGUACAAAAUGGACCACGGUGGUAAUGUAACCAGAGGACAGAGAAAUAGGCCUCAGACUGUCCUCUCUAUUAGCAGACCUUACAUCUCUGUUAGCCUGAUGGACUGAAAGAUAAGUUAAAUCAUUCUCUGAAUAUCAGUCAUGGACAGUAUGUUAAAAGUAUGCAACAGACACUAAGUGAGUGGGAUGUGGCUGCCUUUUAAAGUUGUCUUUUGAAUCCAAGUCAAACUGUCUCCAUGAUAUCUUGGAGACAGGAAUAUGCAAGCAAGUGUAAUGAUAUUUUCUCUCCUAGAAAAGUAUAUGACUGUUAAACCUUUUCCCUGUCAGUGGUAUUCUUAAAGAGUGUCAUAAAAUACAAGCCCAACAGUGAAAACAUGAUCAAAUGUUAGCAAUACAUCCCAGUAUUGAUCAUCUUCUCUACUGUAUGUCCACAUUAUGAUCAGCAUGGCCAAGCCACUCUGGUCCCCAGGACAUACGAUGCUGUUACAGAUACAGAACUGUACACUGUGAUACCAGUGAGGCAGCUAGGAGUUGAAACACACUCCUUCAGGACCAACUGAAGCUUUAACUAUUGAGGCCUCUCUGUGUGUGUGUGUGUGUGUGUGUGUGUGUGUGUGUGUGUGUGUGUGUGUGUGUGUGUGUGUGUGUGUGUGUGUGUGUGUGUG
Messenger RNA from Gymnodraco acuticeps, 2558 nucleotides. It is a transcript of the gene creb5b, whose product is annotated as cAMP responsive element binding protein 5b. The transcript has 11 exons. NCBI's taxonomy places the organism in Eukaryota, Metazoa, Chordata, Actinopteri, Perciformes, Bathydraconidae. The coding region runs from base 72 to 1601 and encodes 509 amino acids. Gene Ontology annotation, biological process: regulation of transcription by RNA polymerase II. The record is from RefSeq and is a predicted model, not a curated record. Gene Ontology annotation, molecular function: cAMP response element binding; DNA-binding transcription factor activity, RNA polymerase II-specific.